UAUUUUUCUGUUUUUGGCAUUAUGUUGUUUAUUGUAUAACAUCCUAAGAUAGUGUGUUCUACAUCAUCGUCAUUAUCUUAUUACCACAUAUUCCAAAAUCAUUAGUCAUCAUGGUUUUUUUAAUUUUGUUGACAAAAUAUGAAUCAUUAUGUUACUCACACAUGAUCCAAAAUUAAAAUUCAUAAAGAAACUUUGUUGAUUUGAUAUUGAGGAAAAAGAGAGAUCUAAAUCAAAAGAUGGUGAAUGCAAUAACAGCAGCAAUUGGAGAUUUAGUAUUGACUUUCAUAUGGAUGUUCAUUACUUCUACCCUUGGAUUAGUAACAACAGAAAUUCUCAAUUUUCUUGAUCUUCAAUUUGUCUCUUAUAAUGGUGUUAAUUACCCUUUUAUUGUAAUCACAACUUUUCUAAUUUUCAUUAUUAUAUUUACUUUUACUGCCAUUGGUAAUGCUAUGGGUGGUGCCAGUUUCAACCCUACAGGCAAUGCUUCUUUCUAUGCUGCUGGUCUUGGUUCUGAUACCCUUUUCUCUAUGGCUCUUCGUUUCCCUGCUCAGGCAUUAGGUGCAGUGGGUGGUGCUAUGGCAAUUAAAGAAGUAAUGCCACCAAGAUAUAGCCACAUGAUCGGAGGACCUGCUUUGAAGGUUGAUUUGCAUACUGGAGCUAUUGCAGAAGGAGUGUUGACAUUUGUAAUCACUUUUCUUGUUCUCUUCAUCUUGCUCAAAGGUCCUCGUAGCGAAUUUAUGAAGACUUUGUUGAUGGCUAUGUCGACCGUGGCUAUGAUCCUCGCUGGUUCUGCUUACACCGGACCAGCAAUGAACCCUAUCCUUGCAUAUGGUUGGGCAUACCUAGAUAACUGGCACAACACAUGGGACCAAUUCUAUGUUUACUGGAUUUGUCCUUUCAUUGGAUCAAUACUUGCUGCUUGGCUGUUUCGUGCUGUUUUCCCUCCAAAAGUGGCAAAACAAAAGAAAGCAUGAAGAAGAAGCAUUAUGCAAGCUGUUAUUAAUAAUCUUUUCUUUUUUUUCUUCUCAAUUUUGAGUAUAAUCUUUCUUCAUUAAAUCAUCUCUUGUUCAUUCCCAUGUAUCAUGUUGCUUCUUUUUUUUUUUUUUUUGUCUAGUAGCCUAGUGGCUAGACUCAUAUUUUAAAUGCGGAGAAGUGUGGAAUCCUGGAUUUGAACCUGGGCCACUGCAUAUCAGCAUCCUUGUAGCUACCAACUUAGCUACGGGCAUGUUGUUUUUGUUUACCAACUGAGUUACUUGUUUAUUGUAGCUACCAGCUCAGGAUAUGUGGUAAAUAAUUUGACAUUUGUCAUCAUGAAAGUAAUAUUUGUAUUGUAUUUUAGUUUAUUCUCUGUUAUUUUGUGUGUAUAUCUAUUAUUAGAUCCAUUUCAUGUAAUAGAAAGAUUCAAUAAAUUUUAAACAUGUAAUUCAAAUCUUUGUUUCUUGA
This is a messenger RNA of Trifolium pratense (red clover), 1443 nucleotides long. RefSeq names its product aquaporin SIP1-2-like. Gene Ontology annotation, molecular function: water channel activity. Gene Ontology annotation, biological process: transmembrane transport. The transcript has 3 exons. The coding region runs from base 237 to 974 and encodes 245 amino acids. The record is from RefSeq and is a predicted model, not a curated record. NCBI's taxonomy places the organism in Eukaryota, Viridiplantae, Streptophyta, Magnoliopsida, Fabales, Fabaceae. Gene Ontology annotation, cellular component: membrane.